GUACUUCCGCCCUUCUCUGCCAAAGGAGCGGCAUUUGGGAAGGCUGGCAAGCCAUGGCCCACGCGCGCCCGGCCCCGCUGCCUCGCGCCGCGCCCUGGCGCUGCUUUCCCUGCCCGCGCGCCGAGCUCCGCCUCGAGCUGGUGCUGUGCGGCGGGCAGACCUUUCGGUGGUCUGAAACCAGUCCUGGCUACUGGACUGGGGUGCUGGCAGGACGGGUUUGGACCCUGACGCAGUCAGAGGAGCAGCUCUGGUACACACUCCACGAUGAGGAGAAGGAGGAAGGCAGCCGGGAGGAAGAUGGCCUCUCUGAGCCCCCACUGAAGAAAGGGAGGAAACAAGCCCAGCCGGAUGGGAGCCAUACCGAGACCAGCGAGCGCUCAGGCAGCCAUUUGUCUGGAGAACCGAUCCGCGGCAUGGAGGGAUUGACGCCCUCCCAGAUCCUCCAGGACUAUUUCCAGCUACACAUAAAUCUAUCUGCAUUGUACCAGGGAUGGUCUUACGUUGACUCACAUUUCCGGGAAGUCGCCAUCAAGUUUCCAGGAGUCCGGGUGCUGCGACAGGACCCCGUGGAGUGCCUCUUCUCCUUCAUCUGCACCUCCAACAACCACUUGUCCCGCAUCACCAACAUGAUCCAGCACCUGUGCCAGGCCUUUGGGCGCCGCCUCUGCCAACUGGACACCAAGACGUACCACGCCUUUCCCUCCUUGCAGGCAAUGGCAGGAGCAGACACCGAAGCCCGGCUGAGGGACCUGGGCUUUGGGUACCGGGCCCGGUUUGUGAGUGAGAGUGCCAGGGCCGUCCUGAAGACACUUGGUGGUGCGGCUGGCCUCCAGCAGCUGCGCACCGUCCCUUAUGAACAGGCCCGGCAUGCCUUGUGCACCCUCCCUGGCGUGGGAGUCAAGGUGGCCGACUGCGUGUGUCUCAUGUCAUUGGACAAAGCUGAGGCAGUGCCCGUGGAUACGCACAUAUGGCAGGUGGCCAAGCGGUACUAUGGGCAAGAAUUGGGGAUGGGGGCCCGCAGCGUGACGGAGCGAGUCCAUCGGGAAAUCGGGAACUUCUUCCGGAGCCUGUGGGGACCCUAUGCUGGAUGGGCUCAAGAGGUUUUCUUUUGUGCCGACCUGAGGAAGUACCAGGAGUCGCCAGACCCGGAUGCCAAAAACCGCUGUGCCAAAAUUGCCAGGAGCAGCAAUUCCACCUUGACCUAAUAAUUCCCCUCCCAGCCCAGUAUGGCCUGUGCGACAGACAAGUAAGAAAACUAUUUCUUCUCCAGGGCCGGAGCUGGAGAGAAACCUCCACGUUGGGAACAGGGCACCGUCUGAGUGACUGAAGAGGGUCUGAGCGGUUUGUGUUGUGGAGAGUCGGUUUUGGCCACUGCAGUGGGGAUGUUUGUGCCCCAGCAGUGGUUGUUUGUGGUAUAAGCUUGUUGUGUAGCUGCAAGGUAUCAUAGAAUACUUUUUUACCUGUCGCUUUUGUCCUUUGCUUUGUCCUUUGGUACAGUAUUAAUGUGUUGCGGUCCAAUUUCUAAGGGAGGCCAUGAGAAGCUCUUCUUCUCUCCUUGGGCUAUAUAUUUAGUCAUUGGGCUAAAGCAGGCAUGGGCAAACUUUGGCCCUCCGGAUGUUUUGGACUUCAACUCCCACAAUUCCUAACAGCCUACUGUCUGUUAGGAAUUGUGGGAGUUGAAGUCCAAAACACCCGGAGGGCCAAAGUUUGCCCAUGCCUGGGCUAACCGAUGGCAUGGUUACUUAACUUCAAAAAAAAGGCAGGCUCUUUCAUUGAUUAUAUGUGAUGUAAAUGUCCAUGUUUAUAUAAAUGGCUGUGUAUAUGUUCAUCUGUUCUGUCACUGCGAACUUUUUGCCACCGGAUGGCAUCAUUUCAUAUGACAGAGCCAGACUACUUGUGGGAAGAUCAGCUUCUUUGGGAAAUUAAAACACUAGGCCUCUCAAUGGAAAACAGAGAGUUCACCAUUGAUAAAAGAGUUGGUCAUCGUUGGCCUAGAUCAUGUACUGUAUCUCUGCCCUUCAGCGGGCAUUCCCUUUAGGGAAUUUUCAGUUCUACUAAAGGAAGUCACAAAUGCAAUAUAUACUAACAUGUAAGUCAACCUUAUGUAUAAGUCGAUGGCAGGUAUGGAGGUAAAAAUUAUGGAUUGUGAUGUGUUUCAUGGAUAAGUCGAGGCUCAUUCUGUAGAGAGCGGAAUGCACCACUGCUGCCAUUGCCACAUUGAAUGUCAAGCAUUCAAAAAGGCCAGAAGUGGGACCACAUCAGUGCUUCUUUUAGGUUCUUCUGGGACAGAUUAUGCUCUUGUCUUUUACCAGAGAAGGGGGUGGUGCCUUGUUAUAGGAAUUAAAGUAUAGUACUUACAUUGACUUGAGUUUUUGGGGUUGGUUUUUGACUAGAAUUUAUAUACGUAUACACGAAUAGGUGGAGGUAAAAGUUCCCCCUUGAUAUUAAGUCUAGUCGUGUCCCACUCUGGAGGUUGGUGCUCAUCUCCAUUUCUAAGCCGAAGAGCCAGCAUUGUGGCUGACAUGACUGCAUGGAGUGCCGUUACCUUCCCGCCGGAGCAGUACCUAUUGAUCUACGCACAUUUGCAUGAACAGAAGCUGGGGCUAACAGCAAGAGCUCACCCCACUCCCUGGAUUCAAACCGCCGACCUUUCAGUCAGCAAGUUCAGCAGCUCAGCUGUUUAAUCCGCUGUGCCAUUGGGGGCUCCGUAUACAUGAAUAUAUAGGGUAAAUCUAGAACAACGCAAAUAUAACAAAUUCAGAUCUCACUGCUUGUAGUGAGGUUUCAGUCCGUUGCACACUUAUCUGGAAGUGAAUUUCACUAAACUCAGUGGGAUGGAUUUAGCAGGUUCAAGUCAUGUGUUGUCUAUCCAACACAAUGUAAGUACAGUUCAGAUGUUGUGAUGGCUGCCCUUAUGUCAAAACCCAACAUUGAAAAUAAUUUAUCCUGGAAGGGAUGCUCAUUCCAGUGAGAACCUUCUGAAAGCACCCUUGCAUUGUAAAAUAGAGUAUCAAAUAUUUCCCUUCCCAACUUGUGUGUUGGCAUAUAGAUAUAUAAAUAUAUCUCGAAAACAUUUUUGUUGAUCUUCUCUGUUGCCUGGAAUCCUAUUUUCCAACAAACUCCUUUCAACUCAAUAACUUUUCCUCUUCCUUAUUUUUUUCAUUGAUCUGUUUCUAUAAUGAAGUGUUAAGAUAGUGUGUGUAACCCAAACUGUCGGUAUGCUGUAGCCAAAGCUAACCACACUGAAAGUCUGUGAGUCUAAAUGGGAGAAGCUCAAAUUUUUGCUUGCAUCUCCUUGUCAAAAUAAGUGGAAUUUUAAAGAGAAGGGAGAUUGGGGUCACACAUAGUGUGUUUUUUUGUUCCAUCUGCAGUGCCAGGAAACCCAACUAUUCCCUAUCCUCUUCCUUUUGUCUUGACUGUUUCUAGACUGUAAACUGCAUUGGGCAGGAAUCUUAUUAAUUUUUAAUCUUUUUCUAAAGUGUUUUAUCUAUUUCUAGGUGCUGUGUCAAUAAAAUAAGAAACUAUGA
Messenger RNA from Anolis carolinensis (green anole), 3527 nucleotides. RefSeq names its product 8-oxoguanine DNA glycosylase (gene ogg1). The transcript is spliced from 7 exons. Gene Ontology annotation, biological process: base-excision repair, AP site formation; base-excision repair; nucleotide-excision repair. Bases 54 to 1205 code for a protein of 383 amino acids. The record is from RefSeq and is a predicted model, not a curated record. Lineage: Eukaryota; Metazoa; Chordata; Lepidosauria; Squamata; Anolidae. Gene Ontology annotation, cellular component: nucleus. Gene Ontology annotation, molecular function: damaged DNA binding; 8-oxo-7,8-dihydroguanine DNA N-glycosylase activity.